This is a messenger RNA of Oncorhynchus tshawytscha (Chinook salmon), 1867 nucleotides long. Its product is annotated as ras GTPase-activating protein 3-like. The transcript has 14 exons. Bases 241 to 1617 code for a protein of 458 amino acids. NCBI's taxonomy places the organism in Eukaryota, Metazoa, Chordata, Actinopteri, Salmoniformes, Salmonidae. Gene Ontology annotation, molecular function: GTPase activator activity. The record is from RefSeq and is a predicted model, not a curated record. Gene Ontology annotation, biological process: regulation of GTPase activity; negative regulation of Ras protein signal transduction; intracellular signal transduction.
UCUGUAGAUUGUUUUAAUGUGUUUCCCUCCCAGCCGGUGUCGGCAUCAGCCGCUCAUAUCCUCGGGGAGGUCUGCCGGGAGAAACAGGAAGCAGCGAUCCCAUUGGUCCGUCUGUUCCUUCACUAUGGAAACAUCCUGCCUUUCCUCAGUGCCGUCGCCCACGCAGAGGUCAACCGCACACAGGACCCUAAUACCAUCUUCAGAGGGAACUCUCUAACAUCUAAGUGUAUCGAUGAGACCAUGAAGCUGGCUGGGAACCACUACCUCCAGGUCACCUUGAGAUCCAUGAUAGAUGAAAUCUGUACGGACCACAAGCCCUGUGAGAUCGACCCGGUCAAGCUCAAAGAGUCAGAAAACCUAGAGACCAACAGGGAGAACCUGCGUCAGUAUGUCGACCGGAUCUUCAACAUGAUCACAACGUCAGGCGUGCGUUGUCCCACCGUCAUGUGUGAUAUUUUCUUCUCACUCAGAGAAUCUGCUGCAACACGUUUCGAAGUCGACCAGGAUGUGAGGUACACAGCGGUCAGUAGUUUCAUCUUCCUGCGAUUCUUCGCCCCGGCCAUCCUCUCUCCCAACCUGUUCCAGCUGCGACCGCAUCACCCUGACCCCGCCACGUCUCGGACCCUCACCCUCAUCUCAAAGACCAUCCAGACCCUGGGUAGCCUGGCCAAGUCCAAGUCAGCUAGUUUUAAAGAGACUUACAUGGCGGCCUUCUACGAUUACUUCAACGAGCAGAAGUAUGGCGACGCUGUGAAGAACUUCCUGGACCUAAUCUCGUCGUCAGGGAGAUGGAACCAGAAGAGUAUCGAGACUCCCAUCAUGCUGAAAGAGGGGUUCAUGAUCAAGCGAGCCCAGGGGAGGAACCGUUUUGGGAUGAAGAACUUCAAGAAGAGGUGGUUUCGCCUCACUAACCAUGAGUUUACCUACCACAAAACCAAAGGUGAGGGCGCUCUCUGCAGAAUCCCUAUAGAGAAUAUCCUGGCUGUAGAGAGACUGGAGGAAGAGUCAUUCAAGAUGAAGAACAUGUCCCCCUGGAUGUUCCAGAUGUUCCAGGUAAUCCAGCCAGAGAGGGCUCUCUACAUCCAGGCCAAUAACUGUGUGGAGGCCAGGGACUGGAUAGACAUCCUGACCAAGGUCAGCCAGUGCAACAGGAAGAGACUGAGCACCUACCACCCCUCAGCUUACCUCAACGGUCACUGGCUCUGCUGCAAGAUGUCUGCCGACACAGAACCAGGCUGUACACCCUGUACUGGGGGCCUCCCAGCCAACAUUCAGCUGGAUGUGGACGGAGACAGAGAGGCUGAGAGAAUCUACUGCCUGUUCAGCACGUACAUGAACAAACUGGUCAACAUGCAAGAGGCCUGUGGCAGUAGAUCGGUAUAUGACGGCCCAGAGCAGGAGGAGUAUUCCUGCUUCCUCAUCGACGAUCCCCGGGAGACCUAUAAGACCCUGAGAGUCAUCAUCUCCUCUGUUCAGACACUGGAGCAGCAGCACACCAAGUACAAACGAGACAUGUUCAGGAAGACCAAGAUCGGCAGCCAGGAUCAUCCAAUCGGAGACAAGAGUUUUCAGUGUUACAUCCACCAACAGUCUGAGAGCUCCACCUACUCCAUCUAGCCCCGCCCACCAACCACUGCCAUGAAGCGCAGAGCUCCGCCCCGAUAACCUGAGACCUAGCAACACUUCCUGGUUACUCCUGGUCCACGGCUUCCCAUGGUGCAUCUUUCAGAACACGGACGCUCAGAGCCGAGGUCUAAUGGAAUAGUCUAUGAUGAUGUGCUACAACACAAUGCUCUGGACUGUUGGUGUACCAGUGACCACGCACUUUAACCCGCACCACAACGGACAUAAAGCUACUGCCUCAGCA